CCUCACAGCCCGCACGGCAGCAGGACGAUGCCAUAGCAGCGACAACACAAAAGCGAAAGCAAACUUGUCUAUAUAUUAGCUUCAAACGACGAACAACGAGGACAAGUACUUGCUGGGGAAGAAGAUCAGUGGUAGCAUCAUUGGAGGUCAGUAAAGUGUUUCUGGAAGCAAAGCUACGGUCGUGGACAAUAUAACGACGCAGUGAAGAAUUUCGGUCCUUUUACCGUUAUACUAGCGCCAGCAAGGUUUAAUGCGAUUACUACUGCAUGUUGUGUCUUAAAAGCUUGUGAUGCCCGUUCCACCACCUACAAGGGGACCAAGUGCUUACACCGAAGACAGUACUGACGAAUACGAGUUCGAAGCGUGUGCGAAGUCCUUUGCCAAUGACCGUCAGUGGAAACGUAUGCAUCGCCUGUGUCUCUACUGCCAGCCUGUUAGUAUUCACCUAGGCAAGCGGACGGACCUGGGCAUCUUCUGAAAACCGACCACGCACGCCCACGUGGUAUCGAUAGCACGCGAAAAAGGUGGAUAGCGUCGAAAGGAUUUGGAGACAGAAAGAGGAGGACAGAAAGGGAAAAGUUGCGCGAACAGAGACGAUAUGCAACUGUUGUCGUUAUUAUAGUAAGGCGUUGGCUUGUGUUAGUUAUCUGAUCAAGCAAUAGGCCACACACAAUUUGCCUCUGUUUCUCUGCUCGAAUGCUAUAUUCGUUUACAAUUGUUACGUUCAUAGAUGGUUCGUGAACGUGCUGUUUGUGGCCAGUGCGUGUGUGUGCGUCUGUGUCUGUCUAUGUGUGUGUCAACUAUUGCCAGCCUCUUUGUAACUUCUGACUAGCAAGCGGGAACUUGCGUUGGAAGUCGACGUUUUCUAGAGAACCUAAUCGUGUUUUGCUGUGGACGAACGAGAAGCAAUCAGGGAAGCGGAACUUAAUAGUAGGACACUUGAACCUUCACUUCCUUUUUGUGUUAUACCUGAAACAGAUAGCGUUCACGUGUCGCAGGCCACGAAGACUGUGAGACAGUGCUAUCUAUUGUCCUCUGUUUAUCAAAAGGCUGCUGUAUCAAGAUUGUCCUUCGUUCAUUCGUGAUGGACCUAUCUGUUCGCUCUGGUUCUCCCGCAGCUCCGAUAAAGACUGAGAUUCCUGAAGAUGUGGAUGACGUCCGCAGUUCUCCUGAUGCCUCCGUGACACGGCUUUCACGUUCCCCUAGCCCCAGCCCCGUGAAGCGCGAACGGAGUCAAGGACAGGACAACGGAAGGCCACAGAGUGACUCCACGGCGGCCAACCCGUUUUUGAAACUCUUCCCACAGGUGGACACGCGAGGAUCCGCUCCCACCUUUCCAGCUAUGAUGCAUGGCCACCUUGGAGGAGUUCCCUCAUCGUUGUGGCCUGCGUUCUCCCUACCAGGACUAGGUGUUCCGGUAGACCUUUCACAGCUAACAGCCCUACGGCCGCCCCAUGACCUUGCGCGACUUCUUCAGGCACAACACAAUCCGAGCCUGCAUGUUGGAAAACUAUUGCUUGAGCAACAAAGGUCACCAUUAUCAGGCGCUCCCGUUACUAGCGCUGGAAUCGAUGGGGUGCCAGGUGUUGGAGGCAGUUUGGGAGCCGCGGGACACCGAGGGGUAAUUGGCGGCUCAAAGCCGAAAGUGGCCACCCCGCAGGUGGUUGCCAAAAUUGAGUCGUACAAGAGGGAGAAUCCGACUAUAUUCGCCUGGGAAAUCCGAGAGCGACUGAUUGCCGAUGGUGUAUGUACGAAUAGCACUGCGCCGUCUGUAAGUUCAAUCAACCGGAUCUUGCGUAAUAGGGCUGCGGAACGAGCAGCAGCUGAGUUUGCUCGUGCGGCCGGUUAUGGCGUCGGGGGUGUUGGGGGUGUCGCGGCCCUUGGUAUGGGUGUAGGCGGAAUGCCCUUGGGGGCAUUGGCGCAGACGCAAGCUGGUACGAAGAGCUUAGCUGGACAGGUCCAGUCAGGCCGAGGCAGCUCGAGCAGCCCCCCACCCCCGCCGCAUAUUUGGUCUCCUGCCUUUCUGCCCUUUCAACCGCAUGGUGGCCAAGGUCUUUCCGGCCGAGACCACUCGGGCAACCCUGGACUAGAUCAAGGUGAGCGCGGCAGCGGCGACGAGUCUAACGGCGAAUCAGACGAUGCUGAUCGACCGAAAUUUCGACGGAACCGAACCACAUUUAGCCCCGAACAACUUGAGGUGCUUGAGGAGGAAUUUGAUAAGACACACUACCCUUGCAUCGAUACACGAGAGCGGCUAGCUGCGAAAACUGGCCUUUCGGAAGCCCGUGUUCAGGUGUGGUUCUCGAACCGGCGAGCAAAAUGGCGUCGUCAUCAGCGAAUGAACUCGUUAGGCGGGGCCUCGACCCCCCAGGGGCAUAAAGGUGGAGAAUCGCCGCUCGCAGAUUCUCCUGCGCCUCCAUCGCCUCCGCCGCCGCCUACAGGUCACCUCAACAAUGGUAGCGGCUUGAAUCACCCAUUCUCGAUCAACAAUGUCCUGAUGCGAUUGAGUGCACAGGCUGCCGGCCGAGGAGCUGUCGCCUCAGGCCUACAAUCUCUGAUAGGAAACUCGACCGCAUCCUCAUCGGCCCAUCUAAGGGACAGUAUGGCACCGGCGCUGCAUCACUUCUCAGCGUUUACCAAGCCGGCUCAGCAAAACGCCACUGAGGAAGAAAGCAAUGCCGAUAACAACAAUGACGACCUUAGUCGGCCAGCGAGCCCAAUUAAGGUAGACUAACUUAAUGAUAAAUAGAUACGAAAAGAAUAUCGAAGGAGUGCGCUAGCAGCAUCGACUGCACUUAAGUCGAUAGCUACUUGCUGCAAAUAUAUAGCCGCUUACCGAUAACCCGUCAAUACCCAGUAUCUUCGUAUCUCUCAGUAGUAGUUGAAGGCUGUGUAACACGCGAAAGCGUGGCAACAGCAUAAUAAAGUUACUCUUGUGAAUCGAACAGAUCUCGAAACGAAACCAUCGCAUCUCCUAUGGUUUUUACGCUGCCUAGUUAGCUAGGACGACUCAAUAUAAUCUCAGCUGAUUUCAUAUAUUCAAUUCUUUAUUAUGUGGUAGUUGAAAAAUGUGGGGUGCUUCUCCCGUUUCUUCUUUUUCUUUUAUUUCCCACUUUCCUAUUUGGGAGGGGGGGGGGAGGGGAUCCCUAAUCUUCCGUCGAAAAAGUGGCAUCCAUCUACGGGCUUCCUUUACCUUUCCCCCUAUUUGCUUAUGGUAUUUAAAUGUUUAGAUAUGACUGCAUUAUAAAUAGGAUCGUAUUUUACACCUUGUAAAUACAUGUUCUACCAUAACAGUGAUAAUAUGCUAUAGUAACGAGGCUCUACGUAGUGGCAUCAGAAGACCAGUGUCCAAUCAGUGAAGACUUAUAAUUACAUAACAAUAAUAAUAAAAAUAACAAAACACAAUUGUAGUUUUCCCGCACAUAUAUAUAUAUACAAUGCCCAGUUGUGCCAAUACUGGUUAUUAGACAUUUGAAGAAGGAGUUUUUGCACAAACAAUCCUGAUCUAUUGCUAAAUAAAUAAAACCAUGAAGUAUUCGCUUGAGUCUAGUCAAAACCAAAUGCUAGCUAUAUUAUUAUUAGUACCAAUACAAUGAAAGGAGAAAUCGUUCCCAUAUCCUCUGUACAUACAAUGUAUGCUGUUCAACCUUCUUGUGCACGUCAA
Molecule: messenger RNA, 3664 nt
Organism: Varroa destructor (honeybee mite)
Lineage: Eukaryota; Metazoa; Arthropoda; Arachnida; Mesostigmata; Varroidae
Biological process (GO): regulation of transcription by RNA polymerase II; anatomical structure development
Molecular function (GO): DNA-binding transcription factor activity, RNA polymerase II-specific; RNA polymerase II cis-regulatory region sequence-specific DNA binding
Source: RefSeq, a predicted model, not a curated record